Messenger RNA from Clonostachys solani, 1431 nucleotides. The record is from the annotation of a GenBank genome assembly. Lineage: Eukaryota; Fungi; Ascomycota; Sordariomycetes; Hypocreales; Bionectriaceae.
AUGACUGCCUCUCCAGCUCUAUCUGCUUUGCAGACAGCCUUCCCAACCGAGCAGAUUGCUCUACCGGGAAGUGAAACGUUUGACGCCCGGAUCAAGUCAUACCUGUCUCUCCUGCAGUGCGAGAUCACUCCAAGCGCAAUCUUCCUGCCCAAGAGCAAGGAUGAGAUCGCAUCUUUCCUCAAGAUUGUCCAGGAGCAUGGGGAGACGUUUGCGAUCCGCGGCGGUGGCCAGCAGCCUUUGCCCGGCUGCUCCAACAUCGAGGGCGGCAUAACUCUUGACCUUGCCGGUAUCACUGGUGUUGACCUCAACGACAAGAAUGACGUUGUGUCCAUAGGUGCUGGUGAGCGUUGGGGCGCCGUCUAUAGCAAGCUCCAUGAGAAGGGACUCUCCGUCACGGGAGCCCGCUCUGGGAACAAUGGCGUUGGGGGAUUGGCCCUGUCCGGUGGCCUCUCCUUCUUCAGCUCCCGCGAAGGCCUUGUGUGCGACAAUGUGGUCAACUACCAAGUUGUCUUGGCGUCUGGACAGGUUGUUGAUGCCAAUGAGAAGGAGAAUGCCGAUCUCUUCAAAGCCCUUAGGGGCGGUGGCAAUAACUUUGGCGUCGUCACCCGGUUCGACAUGAGAACCUUUAAGCAGGGGCCCUUCUGGGGUGGCGCUGUAUUCUAUUUCCCAGACCAAUUUCCUGCCCAGAUUGACGCUCUCGUUGGUGAGCUGAGCAGGCCGGAUGCGUCAGAGGAGACUCAUAUCAUGAUCAGUCUAUUCUUUGCUGCCCAAAUGGGGCAGGUCAUGGGCCUAAAUCAGGUCUAUUACACCCAAGAGGUCCAAAACCCACCCCAUAUCCAGCCUUUUGUCGCCAUGCAGCCUCAGAUGGAUCAGCUCAACUCUAUGCGCAUGACCACUGUCAAGGCAGCGGCGGAAGAACAAGCUGCUAUGGCUAUGACCGGUGUACGGUGCGCUUAUGUGAAUACCACCGUCAAGGCAGACAGCGCCACCCUAGAAGCUGCAGCCAAGGUCUUCAGCGAAGCGCUUGAAAAGGUCAAGGGGUUCGAAGGUAUUGUGUUUUCGUUCACACUGCAGCCAUACCCGCUAUCGCUUCUCGAGAAGACGAGUCGAUUUGGAGGCAACAUCCUGAAUCUCAGCCCGGAACAUGGCCCUCUGGUUUCGAUCCUCAUCUUGAUGUACUGGAAGAAUGCGAGCGAUGAUGAAGUAAUUCUAACCCAGAGCCGAGAGGUCCUUGCAGCCAUCGACCAAGACGCGCAAACACGAGGCACUGCAGUUCCCUACAAGUACUUGAACUACGCAUUCAGCUUCCAGGAUCCAAUCAACUCAUAUGGCGAGGAGAACAAAAAGGCGAUGCUUGAGGUCUCGAAGAAGUAUGACCCGAAUGGGCUUUUCCAGAAGGGAGCUGUUGGCGGGUUCAAGCUAUCUGUCUAA